AUGUCGGUUCGAAAAGAAUCCAAACGAUUUGUGAUUUUUGAACACCCAAAAUCUCAAAUUACAUUUACUCUACCACCAACUAUUAAUAAAUGCAAAUCUGUACCAGAGAUUAAACUCUGCCAUGCUCCAAACGUAUUUCCUCUUGCAAUUAGUACAUCAAGAAGAAUUAUCGAAAAUAAGGAACCAAAACAGGAAAAAGAGAAGCCAGAGAAGGUUCAGCAGCAAGAAAUACCAAAGAUGCCACAGUCUGCAAGACUUAUGCAUCGCCAAUAUACUCGUCCUUUAUCAAGAAAGGAAAUUCAGUUGAAAAGGACAAGAUUCAGUCCUCGAUGA
Trichomonas vaginalis G3 is the source of this 333-nucleotide messenger RNA. RefSeq lists its product as uncharacterized. The record is from RefSeq and is a predicted model, not a curated record. Lineage: Eukaryota; Parabasalia; Trichomonadida; Trichomonadidae. The coding region runs from base 1 to 333 and encodes 110 amino acids. The transcript has a single exon.